Molecule: messenger RNA, 4449 nt
Organism: Diachasmimorpha longicaudata
Lineage: Eukaryota; Metazoa; Arthropoda; Insecta; Hymenoptera; Braconidae
Gene: Tral
Product: trailer hitch
Exons: 6
Coding region: 94-1689 (531 amino acids)
Biological process (GO): P-body assembly; cytoplasmic stress granule assembly
Cellular component (GO): P-body
Molecular function (GO): mRNA binding
Source: RefSeq, a predicted model, not a curated record
CUGAGUAACGGUGUCGGCUUGCUGGCUUUGUCAGAUGGUGUCGCGUAUCCUUUAACAUUGCAUCAAUCGCCGUUAAACUCAUAUUGAAUCAAGAUGAGCGCCGGAAUGCCAGAGCUGGGCUCUAAGAUCAGCCUAAUAUCGAAAGCCGAUAUAAGAUACGAGGGAAGGCUAUUCACGGUUGACCCCCAGGAAUGUACAAUCGCCCUUGCCAAUGUACGAUCUUUUGGAACGGAGGAUAGGGAGACGCAGUUUGCGGUGGCGCCACAGAAUCAAGUGUAUGAAUACAUUUUGUUCAGGGGUUCCGAUAUUAAGGAUAUUCGAGUUGUCAAUAAUGUCAACACGCUGCCCAAUGAUCCAGCUAUUGUACAGAUGACAGUGCAGCCGUCGAUGGGCCAGCAAUCAUACCAACCUCAACCGGGAUAUGGGCAUCCAAUGAUGCCCCAGAUGGGUCCAAUGGGUGGCCAAUAUGGGGCGCCCUAUGGGAUGGCCAUGGGCGCAAUGGGCCCCGUAAUGGGAUUGCCAAGUGCCUCGAGGGAUCCCCGUAUGUCCAUGAGCAAACCGAAUAGUGAGUUGAACUCCGGCCCUGCUGAACAAAACAUCAUCAAUAUCCCAAAUUCUCUGCCGACGGCGAACGUCAAGCCGUUGACAAAAGAUCAAUCUCUGGAAGAUGGCGUCCUCGAGAUGCUAAGUGGAGCCUCGCGCUCAACGACACCUACGUCCUCCCUAUUGACCCGCAAGAGUCCCACAAACGACCAAGGAACUCAAGUUGGUCACCAGCAGAACCAACAGGGGUCUGUAGGCAAGGUUGGAGACAAACCCAUCAACAGAGGUGUUCAAGGAGCCCACCGAGACCGGGACACACGUUCGAGAGGUCGCAGUAGCAGCGGUAUGUCCCAGUACAGUGAUAGCAAGGCGGAUCAAUUGCGUGAAUCAAUGCAUCCGGAUGGACAGAUGCAACAUCAAGGACAGCGUAAUGUACAUAUUGGUCAGGGAGGCCCCCGUGGAAAUCGCGGUGGUUGGAUACCACGUGGUAAUAUCCAACGUGGACGUGGCCGAGGCGGCCGUGGUGGAGUCUUCCGUUCCAAUCAACCUGGAAAUGCUGGGGCCAAGCCCAAGAAUACCCUGAAGUUUGAAAAUGAUUAUGACUUUGAACAGGCGAACACCGAGUUUGAGGAGUUAAGAUCCCGACUAGCAAAGACCAAGAUUGACGCAGGUGCUGAGAACGAAAAGAAAGACGACAGUGGUAAUGAAACUGGUGCUGGUGAGAAUGAGCAGGAGGAGGACUCGGACGUAGUGCACUACGACAAAUCGAAAUCGUUCUUCGACAAUAUCAGCUGUGAGGCAGUUGAGAGGAGUAAAGGAAGAUCUCAACGUACGGACUGGAGAACAGAGAGAAAACUCAACUCUGAGACAUUCGGUGUAUCAUCAACGAGACGUGGAGGGUUUCGUGGACGUGGGUACUAUCACAAUCGUGGCAUGUCUGGUGGUAUGUACCGCGGUAAUAAUCAUGGCAAUGGUGGACAAAUGGGUGGAUAUCGUGGCAACUACAGGGGACAACGAGGUGGUAAUAAUGCUAAUCGUAAAACUGGACAAAAUCAGAGUAACAAUGCCGGCCAAAAUCGUAAUAACAACGAACAAAAUGCCAAUCAGCCACAGCAGACUAAUCGUCUUAUACCUGGCGUUGUAUAAAAUCAAUUGAUCACUCAUCACCGAAAAAUAUAAUCAUUCUCCCCUUACCCUUCAAAUAAUUUAGAUUAAUGAGAGGCAAAAGAGGAUUAGCGAUUUCACGGUUUGAAUAAAAAUCGACAAGAGACAAUUUAUAAGUAUUUACCUUAGAUUAAGAUUUUUACAAAUAUGUGCUUUCAUGUCAAAAACAACAAAAAAAAUGAAAAAGGAUACAAAUUGAACAUAGAAUUUUUGAGCCAGAUUGAGUCCCACUUUUGGACUGAUUAAUGAGACUUUGGUUUAAGUGGGAUGUAGAAAUUAUUGAAUAUGUAUUUGAUGUUCGAUUGAUGGAGAUUGGCAGUGUGAAUGGUAAAUUCUUUAAUCGCGUAUUAUUGAGUUAUUAUUAUGCGAUUGAUCGACGGCCAUUUGAAGAAUUUAUUUCCACAUAAUAGAUGAACAAAAGUUUAUGAAGUAUCGGGUUCAAAGGGUUUGGGGGAGAUGAGAAAAAUAAUUAAAUUAGUGGAGGGAGAUAAUGAACUUGAGAGAAGUUUUCUGUUAAGCUUCGGUGAAACUGGCUGUAUUUUAAAUGUAAUAAUCACGAGACAUAGAUUUGUAAAAAAGGGUUUCAGGGAAUUGGUGAUGAGGAGAUAUUCGGAUCUGUUAAUUAGCCCUCAGUGUUUCUCCCUCUUCAUUUGCAUGACGAGAGUUCUGCGAUUGGCAUUAAAUCAAUUAAUAUAAAAAGAAAGGUUGUACGAUGUUGGCAUUUUUAAUGGGGAGAAUUCAAUGUGUUUCAACCAUCAACGGUUAUUAAACUGAACAGCUCCAUACGUUUUUCUUAUAUUUAUGUGUACAGAGAGUAUGUGUAUAUAGUAUGUAUGCACAUACUGAUAAUUAGCGUGCAAUGAGUCUUGUCCCUAGAAUUUACGGUUAAUAGUUACGAUUUAUGCUAUUCAUUGUUGAAAUCUCAGCCCAUAUAAAUGUGAAACUACCUCCAGUGCAUUAUUUCGUAUGUUGAGCCAAUUUUUCAAUAUAAAAUACAAAGGUUAUGCUAUUUACCAGUGGAACAUGGAGGGAGUGAAUCAUAAUUUUGUUUAUUGCAGAAAAACAAAAAUUUUCCAGUUGUAUUAUAUCAAAUAAUAAAAUAAUCAAUUUUGUAACGCUAAUUAUGAGUUUUUGCACAUAUGGUAUCCAACAAGGGAAAUAUCUGUGGGCUCGCUUUAGUAACCAAUGAUGUUUAAAACUCAAUAUUUUCUCACUAAUCGAAAAUAUGGCGUAGCGGUUUGUAUCCGCGCAGUCGGAAGUCGAUGGGAUGUUUUAUUGCCAAACGAGUGGGGAAAUACUGAGAUCAUAUAAAAUAAAAAUUAUAUAAUUAACACUGAUUACCACGGAUGUCAUGGAUCGUGGUAGAUACGAAUAAACGACUAGUUAUUUGGCCGUCGAAUUAACAAUAACUAGAUUGAAGUGUAAAAAGACGAAUUAUCCCGAACAUGUUUGAGUGAUAGCUUAUCAAUGUAAAAUGCCUCAUGGAUGGUAUAUAAAAUAUGUAAUAAAUGUGAAAUUGCGAGAAAUGAAAUAAAAGAGGGCGCAAUGUAAGCAUUAAAAACAGGUAAAAGAACAAGAAAAAGUGAAAAUAGGAGGAAAAAAAUGGUGUUUCGUAAAAUAGUCAAUUUUUUGUGGGCGCUUGAGGGAUAAACUGAAUAAACUUAAUAAAAAUAAAUACAAAUCGUUGUCCGGAACGACGAAAUACCGAACAGAAUGAAAUUACGCAAUUUGAAUUGAUAAUAAAUCGGUACAAUUGUCGCAUAAAUUAAUAUUCAAUCAAUUACGAAUGAAUUUGUUAAUUGGCGCCAGUGAAGUCAGGAUAACGGAGAAGUCAUUGAAACGUAACGAAAGAAGCUAAUGAAUUUACUCGUGGGAAUACGCAUUACAAUUAUUAUUAAUUAUUUACGAUUAUAAUUUCUUUUUUUUACAAUAAAUAGGCAUGAAGACAGGAGAAAUAAAACGGGAAUAUGAGAUAAAAAAUAUCGCCUGAGCCCAAAUGAAUAGAAUUAGGAGACGAUGCGCGAUUGAUUCCGAAAAUAAUACAGCCUAGAACUUUAAUAUUAGUUGACCAUAAACCAGUAAAAACAAAUUAAUUUCACGAGAAUGAAAUAUUAUGGCCAGAUGAAUUGAAAAAAUUACGUUUUUAGGUGUUUUACAAUAUUUACUGAAGUGUUUUUUUGAUUUUUCAGAACGUCUAGACUAGCGUGGGUGUGUGCGAAAAUUCAGUGAGCAUGAUUGCACGGUGAUUGUCAUAGAACACGAACACUGUAGGAAAAUGGGGGGAAAUAAUAGGAACAAAAUGCAAUGAUUGAAUAAUAGUAGAAAGGGGUAAAUUGUUCGCGGCUGUUAUUUUUGUAUGGUCCCCCAAUACGGGUCCCGUCUCAAAUAAGUAUAUACAUAAUACAUGGAAAUAAAGUUGAGUGAAAUGGAGAUGAUACAAAACAUACACACACUUAUGAAGGUUCGCUGUCUGGAAGAAAAAUAAAUAAAUGAGAAAAAAGGAUAUCAAUUCAGAGUAGCCAAAUUAAUGAUUAUAGCUUGUGUGCAUUGAUAUCCGUCUUCAAAGAGGAUGGAGAUACAGGUUAUUGAUGGAGAACGUACGUUUUAUGUUUUUUUUUCUCUGUCGCAUGUAAUUUUGCGGUUGAACGCGAUUAUUCCUGACAAUGAAUGUGUUUCUUUUGUACAGCGGAUAUUGUGAUUCCCCAAUGAUGAAAAUAAUAACGAAAUGAAGCAAUUAAUGGA